AUGUGUGGGACUAUUGAUUUGUACUAUGCUUUAACUAACAAGGAGGAAGCAAAAGGAAUACUCCCAAAUCUAAGGUUCGUCAAAGAGACGAAUAGAAGAGAUUUACAUGAUUACAUAAUGUGGCAUAAUAUAAAUCACCUCACCAAAUUUUUGUCCAAAAAGUAUGAGGAUGCUUAUACUCCGGUUCUCAAGGUUAAUAACAGAGAAAAUGAUAAUGAUCUUAUUUGGAAAAAAUGCUUAAAAAUGAUUCCGGAUUUCCUGCAAAUCCCACUCAGUUCCCUUUACCUGAGAUACAAUAUCGAUCCUCGGGAUAAAAUUAGGGUUGAAGAAAUGGCUGAUAUUAUACGAGACACUUAUGUAAAAAGUUUUCGCCAAAAUGCUUGGAUGGAUGAAAUUACCAAAAAUAAUUCCAUCUAUAAGGUACAUGAUAUGAAAUUCAAAAUUGGUUAUCCUCAGUACAUAUUGGAUCCCACUGAAGUGGAUAAAGAUUACGAAGGAAAAAUGGAAGAAUUACCCUCACACAUAUGUUACAACCAACCUUCUAUGGGAAAACGAAAUAGAGCCUAUCUAUUUGGAGCUAUAGGAUCUAUCAUAUCCUAUUUUAUAUCUCAUAGCUUUAACCAUCCGAAUAGGGAAUUUAAAAGAAAUGGUGUUUGGGAAUCGUGGUUGUCGAACAAAUCAUUGGAAGAAUCUUUCAAAGAAUUACAAAAUUGUUACCGAGAUCAAUAUUCAAAAUACUGGAUUAAUGAUCAACAGGUGGACGGAAUUGAAACGAUAGACGCAAAUAUAGCAGAUAACAGUGGGAUUUUCAUGGCAUUACAAGCAUUGAAGAAUCGUCGGGAUAUGAAUAAUGUAAGAUAUACUUCGAAUUCCAAUAUAACUGAGGAUCAACUCUUCUUCCUAGCAUAUGCUCAAGCACGGUGUUCUAAUGAAACAGUCACCCCUCCUCCAACCAGCCCCUAUAAAUACAGAGUAAACGGGGUCGUUUCUAAUUUAAAAGAGUUCUCAGAUGCUUUUAGUUGCUCACGCGGAGACCCUAUGAAUCCUCCUAAGAAAUGUACCUAUUGGGAUUUUUAG
Molecule: messenger RNA, 1077 nt
Organism: Gordionus sp. m RMFG-2023
Lineage: Eukaryota; Metazoa; Nematomorpha; Gordioida; Chordodea; Parachordodidae
Product: neprilysin-3-like
Exons: 11
Coding region: 1-1077 (358 amino acids)
Biological process (GO): protein processing
Cellular component (GO): plasma membrane
Molecular function (GO): metalloendopeptidase activity
Source: RefSeq, a predicted model, not a curated record